Molecule: messenger RNA, 2360 nt
Organism: Rattus norvegicus (Norway rat)
Lineage: Eukaryota; Metazoa; Chordata; Mammalia; Rodentia; Muridae
Gene: Asnsd1
Product: asparagine synthetase domain containing 1
Biological process (GO): L-glutamine metabolic process
Source: RefSeq, marked provisional
GGGCCUGCCGCCUGCUGUUUCAUCCACCGCGGUUCCUCCGUUCGGUGCGGCGUGGCGAUGCCUAGCGGUGCGGAGCACCCCGGAGACAGCGCCGCGCCGGGACCCACCCGCACAUCGACCGCGCACGCCGAGGCCCUUAGCAGUAAGAUUAAAGAACAGAAAGUUAUUGUGGAUGAACUUUCUAACCUGAAGAAGAAUCGGAAAGUAUACAAGCAGCAACAGAACAGCAACAUAUUCUUUCUUGAAGAACGAACAAAAAUGUUGUCUGAAAGCAAAAAUAAAUUAGACGAACUAAGAAAAGAUUACCAAGAAGUAGAAAACUCAGAGACAACCAAAGUCAAGACACAGUCAGCCUGACUUCACAUAACCAUGUGUGGCAUUUGCUGUUCUGUGAGUUUCUCUGUUGAGCACUUCAGUAAAGAUUUAAAAGAGGAUUUGCUGUAUAAUCUCAGACGGCGGGGCCCUAGUAGCAGCAGACAGUUAUUAAAAUCUGCUGUUAACUAUCAGUGUUUAUUUUCUGGUCAUGUUCUUCAUUUAAGAGGUGUUUUGACUGCCCAACCUGUGGAAGAUGAAUGUGGCAAUGUGUUCUUAUGGAAUGGAGAAGUUUUUAAUGGAGUACAGGUUGAAGCAGAAGAUAAUGAUACCCAGGUCAUGUUCAGUAGCCUUUCUGCCUGUAAGAAUGAGUCUGAAAUACUGUCGCUCUUCUCUAAAGUGCACGGCCCGUGGUCGUUUAUAUAUUACCAGGCCUCCAGCCAUUGCUUGUGGUUUGGCAGGGACGUGUUUGGCCGCCGUAGCUUGCUUUGGCAGUUUAGUAACCUGGGCAAGAGUUUCUGCCUCUCUUCAGUUGGUGCCCAGAUAUCCGGAGGAGCAGACCAGUGGCAAGAAGUUCCAGCAUCUGGAAUCUUCCAAAUUGAUCUCAAUUCUGCUGCUGUUUCCAGAUGUGUGAUCUUAAAAUUAUAUCCUUGGAAAUCUAUUUCUAAGGAGAAUGUUGCUGAAGAAUGUGCUAAUGAGCUGACUCAGACUCCAGCAGAAUUGCCAGAGUUUGUAUCAGUGGUAAUAAAUAAAGCCAACUUGUACCUCUCAAAACCCAUUGUCCCCUUAAACAAGACGCUGCCUGAGGUACCCUUGGAGACCCAAUGUAGAAACAGUUCCAGCGUUCCAGGGUCAAGAGAGACACUUGAGAUACUUCUUAGAGAUGAACACACACAAAGAAUAGUUCAGCAGUUCAUUGACGUCCUCAGUGUUGCAGUCAAGAGACGCACCUUAUGUUUAGCUAGGGAAGAAAACUUGGCAUCAAAGGACGUUUUAAAAACUUGUGGUAAGAAAGCAAACAUUGCGAUCCUGUUUUCCGGAGGUGUUGAUUCUAUGGUGAUCGCAGCCCUUGCUGAUCGUCACAUUCCUUUAGACGAGCCAAUUGACCUUCUGAAUGUGGCUUUUUUACCUAAACAAAAGGCAGGGCUGCCUAUUCCUAACGUAGAAAGAAACCAGCAAAACCACUGUGAGAUCCCUCCUGAAGAGUCCUCUCCGAGCACUGCUGUGCCUCAGGGUCCACAUGACGCCGAGGUGCCAGAUCGAGUCACAGGAAAAGCAGGACUGAAGGAACUACAGUCUGUCAACCCUUCUCGAACUUGGAAUUUUGUGGAAAUUAAUGUUUCUCUUGAAGAAUUACAAAAACUAAGAAGAGCUCGAAUAUGUCACUUAGUUCAGCCAUCGGACACAGUUCUGGAUGAUAGUAUUGGCUGUGCUGUCUGGUUUGCAUCUAGAGGAAUCGGUUGGUUGGUGACCGAGGAUGCUGUGCAGUCUUACAAGAGCAGUGCAAAGGUGAUUCUCACUGGGAUUGGUGCAGAUGAGCAGUUGGCAGGUUAUUCCCGUCAUCGUGCCCGCUUUCAGUCUCUUGGCCUAGAAGGAUUGAAUGAGGAAAUAGCAAUGGAAUUGGGUCGCAUUUCUUCUAGAAACCUUGGUCGUGAUGAUAGAGUUAUUGCUGAUCAUGGAAAGGAAGCAAGAUUUCCUUUUCUGGAUGAAAAUGUUGUAUCUUUCCUGAAUUCUCUGCCAGUUUGGGAAAAGGUAGACCUGGCUUUGCCCCGUGGAGUUGGUGAGAAGCUCAUUUUACGCCUUGCAGCUGUGGAACUUGGUCUCUCAUCCUCUGCCCUUCUGCCCAAACGGGCCAUACAAUUUGGAUCUAGAAUUGCAAAACUAGAAGAAACUAAUGAGAAGGCAUCUGAUAAGUGUGGAAGGCUCCAAAUCCUACCUUAGACAACCUCUCUCAAGAUUACAUAAUGACUAUUCUACCAUAUAACAGUACUGUGUGACAGUUACCUCAAAAUAAACAGCUGCCGCCUUACGGGAUGUAGUAGUCUUGC